This is a messenger RNA of Phoenix dactylifera (date palm), 753 nucleotides long. RefSeq lists its product as uncharacterized. The record is from RefSeq and is a predicted model, not a curated record. Lineage: Eukaryota; Viridiplantae; Streptophyta; Magnoliopsida; Arecales; Arecaceae.
AUGGAAAGGCAAAUGGAAGAGCAAUUGGAGAACAAAUCACAGCUAGUCAGGGAGAUCUGCUCCAUCUCAUCCAUCUUUGCUUCAUGCUCUCACCGUCGACGCUCCUCUCGUAAGCCGGUCUUCAUUGAUUGGUACCUCGUUCUUAGAAUUGAUGAAGAUGUGGGGAUAGAUGUCAUCCGGAGGCGAUACCGUCAACUGGCAUUGCAGCUUCAUCCGGACAAGAAUAAGCACCCCAGGGCUGAUGUUGCAUUCAAACUUGUCUCGGAGGCACAUGCAUGUCUCUCUGACAAAACCAAAAGGAAAUCCUUUAACUCUGAGAGGUGGAAGAACUUCUGCAAGGAAUGCUACAAGAAGUCCCAGUUUAUGCCUUCGGGGAACCACUGCAAUUUCCACAAACAUAGAGCCUUUUAUCCCGCAGAACAACAUGCCAAAUCAGAUAGGAUGAUGCACACACUGAGAGAAGUUCAAAACAGAUUCAGAGAAGAGUGCGGCGUGAUAGAAAAUUGUUUAAGAGCAAACAAAGCUCACAGAAGAGAGUUUCCAAUCUUCAAUCCAUCUGAGCAGGUGCUGUAUUCCCCUGGCUACCCACAUUAUCGGACACAGGUGUUCGAAGAACCUACGGCCCGCAGGUACGACCACACUAAUAAUGCUCGAAAGUACUGGGAAAGAGGAGGUCGAUGUGAGUCCCCCGUUUAUGAGAUAAGAACAGAAAAUCAAUCAAUGAGAACAAAGAAUUUCGGUUUCAGCUUCUGA